Molecule: messenger RNA, 1607 nt
Organism: Pseudonaja textilis
Lineage: Eukaryota; Metazoa; Chordata; Lepidosauria; Squamata; Elapidae
Source: RefSeq, a predicted model, not a curated record
GGACCCCAUCCUCGUUGCCCGUGUUAAAUGCGUCCGCGGGAAUAAGAGGCAGGACGCGGCAGGAAAAGGAGUGCCACCUGAUGAAAUAUGAGUAUCCCGAUCGGAUCCCCAAUGGGCUCAACCUCACUUUUGCCAUCGUCGAAACCGCGUACGAGGGCGAGUACACCUGCGUGGCGAGUUACCGGGAGAAUGGGCGGGAUUUCUCCCUGACACGGACGAUGAGAGUCAAGGUCGUUGAAUCACCCGAAAAAUCAACGCCUCCUGUGAUCAUUUCCCCAACAAAGUGGAUCACCUAUGAACUCAAGCCAGGUGAACAACUUUUUCUCCAUUGUGAGGUCACUUUCACGUUCCUGAAGGACUCUCCGCAGGAGGUCUGGUGGGCCAUUGAUGGAAGACACUCAGAUGACAUCACCGACUUCAAGUUCAAUGUGUCCACCACGGAGACCCCCUUAUCGAUCGGAGGGACCAAGAUCGAAAAGACGCUGAUCGCGCCCCGUGUAACGGAGAAGGACUUGAAACGCAAUUUCACCUGCUUCGCCCAGAACAACCGAGGCAUCGUGCACGCCCAGGCGGUCGUGAGGAUGAAACCCCCAGUUUUGAGAUACACUGUGGAGCUCGCCUGUGGUCUGGGGGCCACUGUGAUGCUGGUGGUCCUCCUGACGGUCAUUUACCACUUCUACUGGCUGGAAAUGGUCCUCUUCUACCGUGCUCACUUUGGGACCGACGAAACCGUCCUCGAUGGGAAGGAAUACGACAUUUACGUCUCCUACGCCCGGAACACGGAAGAAGAGGACUUCGUGCUGUUGACCCUUCGGGGCGUCUUGGAGAACGAAUACGGCUACAAGCUGUGCAUUUUCGACCGAGACAGUCUGCCCGGGGGGAACGUCACCGAGGCCAUCUUUGACUUCAUCCAGAAAAGCCGGAAGAUGCUGGUGGUCCUGAGCCCCGAAUAUCUUCUGGAGAAGAGCAUCAGCCUUCUGGAGUUUAAACUGGGCCUCCUUUGCCAGAACAACAUUGCCACCAAGCUGGUGGUGGUGGAGUACCAGCCUCUGCCCCGCGCCCACCCCAGCGUCCAGCAGCUGAAGGAAUCCGUGGCUUUCGUGGUCUGGAAAGGGGAGAAGUCCAAGCCCCUGGGAUCCAAGUUCUGGAAAGCCUUACGCCUGGCCUUGCCCCUCCAGAGCCUCGGCACCUGCGGCCACGCCGUCUGGAACGAAAGCAGCUCCUCGCAUUCGGACACCAGCUUGGACCAAGCUCAGAAGAAGAGGAGCAGGUUGAAAGGCCCAACGCUCAAGGCCAAGGCCGUCCCCGUCCGAAGAGGUCCGGCCUCCUUGCCCAGAAGGAAGACCAAGCCACAACCAGCCAAGCCCUUCCUGGCUUGCCGCUGUUGCGUGGCCUCCUCCAACGAGAAGCGCCAACCCAAGAGUCCCGGCCAAGCCCCGGCUAAGCCCAUGCAAGAGAUGCCAUGCCAGAGGCCGCUCCUGGGAGACACCAUGGUAGGCCACCUCCAGAAGAACGGGAAGAAGCCCCCUUUGGAGUCCCAGGGGGCAGCCCUGGGCCUCCAGCAGUUUGCGGACGUGUCCAACAACAAUGACUUCUACGUCCUUUAA